Molecule: messenger RNA, 462 nt
Organism: Diabrotica virgifera virgifera (western corn rootworm)
Lineage: Eukaryota; Metazoa; Arthropoda; Insecta; Coleoptera; Chrysomelidae
Exons: 1
Coding region: 1-462 (153 amino acids)
Source: RefSeq, a predicted model, not a curated record
AUGCUAAAUAUUUUGGAAAUUAGGGUAGAACGCUGUGAAAAAGAAAUGAAGCAAAACAACCUAGUAAUAACGGGUCUCAAAAUAGAUGCGAAUGAUGAAGCUGAACUAAAAGAAAAAAUGACAAACUUCAUCAAACAGCACUUGGAAGAGAACACAAAAAUAGAGAAAGCAGUUAAACUGGGAGACAGAACUUGUCUAUUGAAAAUGGGAAGUAUAGAAGAAAAAAAUAAGGUAAUGAAGAAGAAAAGUAAAUUGAGACAUAUCAAAGGGGAGAAGAUUUUCAUAAGCCAAGAUGUGACAGUCUUAGAAAGAAAUAUUCAGAAAGAAAUAGGAGCAAAGUGUAAGGAAUUAAGAGACAUGGGGAGAAAUGUUAAAAGGGACUACAAUGGAUUAACCGUGGAUGGUAAUGAAAAAUGGAGAUGGAGAAAAGACGGUAAAGUAGAAACAUUCCCAAUAAACUAG